Molecule: messenger RNA, 3422 nt
Organism: Ilex paraguariensis (yerba mate)
Lineage: Eukaryota; Viridiplantae; Streptophyta; Magnoliopsida; Aquifoliales; Aquifoliaceae
Source: the annotation of a GenBank genome assembly
CUCGUGUCUUUUCUCUCUUUACUUCCUCUCCCUACCUCUCUCCACCCAUCACCGCCAUAAGUGAUCCAUAAGGACCAUAGCCACCACUCUCCAAACACCCCCCCGGGCGCCGACCCACAGUCCAUUCCGAACAGCUUAGAUCCCCCUAACUCACAGUCUCUCAUAUUCGCGUUGGAGUAACGACUUCAGAGAAGCGACGAAGCCUGAGAUAAUAAUGGUGGAUGCAGCAAGACAGAAGGCCUUGUUUCGUGCUAAAUUGAAUGCGUCGAAGAAGGAGAAACGUAUUGAAGAUCCUCUUGUGAGGUACAAUGAAAAUGAUCAGCCUGUGUGUAGGGUUUGCGAUUUUGUUCUGAAAUCCGACUCCCACUGGCCAGCUCACCAAGCUUCUCGGAAACAUAACGAGGCAAUCAAUACUUACAGAGCUAAUGCUGCUGCUUUAAAUCGGGCUAACAAUGUAAAGCAGCUUGAGCCAUCUACUGAGCUGCCUAAACCUAAAGCUGAACGUCCUAUAUACUCGCAAAACAAUAAAACUGAAAAUUCCACUGGAUUGGCUAAGCCCCGGCCAUCCUCUGUUCUUCCUUCAGACUUUUUCAAUAAUCGUGAGGUAAAGAGGCAAAAAAAUGGAACUACUUCUGCUUUGUUAGGAGACCCUGAACCACACACAAAGUCGCAGGGUUUUGCUCAAUCUCAAGUGAUGGAGCUGUUUAACUCCGAGAACAAGACAAAUGGAUUAUCUAGUGUUAAUGUUAUGGAGCCAAAAAGUGAUGAAAUUCUGCCUGCCAUGGAGAAAACACAAACGUCAAACAUGAUUGUUGGCUCAGAAAGUAAGCAUAUCAAAGGCGCACUUCCUGAAGGCUUCUUUGAUGACAAAGAUUCUGAUCUUCGUGCACGUGGCAUUACGCCUAUCAAGCCAGAUGUCAAGACAUGUGUCUAUAAUUCAUUGAAAGUACUGCUGAUCAAUUCUUGGUAGUUGGUGGGAGUGAUGAUUGUGCAUUCCUCAAUGGCUAAUGGUGGUAUUGCAGUUAUGCGAGUGAUCAACUGUUCAACUAUUGAACUCAGUCCUCUGAAGUCUGAAAUAUAGAUGUGUUUGGUGUCAAAUGUCGCUUGUAAUGACAUAUUUGAAAGAUGAUUGAAGUAAUUUAAAAAUCGUAGAGUUGUAAUGAAAUAUUGUGCUAGUAACAUUAUUUCUAGCUAGGCAUAUUUUGUGGUUCAAUCUGAGGCAGACUGAAAUGGAUAUUCAUAUAUGUCUGAGACUGAUUGUGAUGAUGAGGUGGUGGAUGUGCCCUCGGAAGAACUAUAAUAUCAGGGCUCCAAAAGAGGGAAGGUCCCUGACUUCUUCUGUGUUUAUGUUGACUCCCUCAGUCGACUACUUGUGUGAUAAUUUUUCCAUUUUUAUUAUAUUUUAUCCCUAAACAAUUAAGUGGUUGGUAUAAUAAUUUUUUCCUCUUGAGUUAUAGUAUAUUCUAGCAGCUGCUUAUGUUUGAACUCAACACCUAGCAUUUGUUUUUAAGCAUAGUUGAACAUGUUCAUAUGAACUAUGCAGGGCCAGAAGCUGCCAAUUAUGUGUAGCGAAGACCUUAUUUUUAUUGUGAUAAUAAUUGAAUACACGUUUGGAGAAUUCAGCUGCCGUUAUUUCCGCAGAUAUUCAUUGUUAAGAACCAACAUAUUAAGCUAGACAUUUUUGAAUCGAUUAGUUGUUGUAGCUGUAUACAUCUUUGGUGGGACACUUUAGAUGCUUGUAUUCACGUGUGCAUCUAUCUGGCCAGAAGUUGCUUGCUUCAAUAAAUAAGUUCGAACUUCUAAUGCUUUAUUUUAUUGCCAAAGAAUCAUUUACAUAGAUUUACGUGAUUAUUAAGUAGGUGUUGAUAAGAUUUGAACUUGGCUUCCACUCUUUAGUAGUCUCACUUUUACAUCUUUACCCCUUACACAGAAUUUCAUGGGCCAGUUUCACCCAAAAAAGGUUUGUUGCAUUUGGGUUGUCUGCUGUUGCUUAUGAAGCCCAGAUCUUUCAGUUACACCUGAAGUGGGACUCAACCUACUCUUGUGCGACAGUAGCAUAUGCCCCAUCCAAUCCCUAGCUUCCUCACUAGGGAACCCACAGCUCUGCGAGGAACCUGUCCCCAGUGCCCAGGGGCCAGGGGCACAUGGCACAAUGCCAGGACCUUUAUGUGAAGUGUUUCCCACAUUUGGAUUCCUUUUCCCCUGCUUAUAAAAUCCAGAUCUUCCCGAUUCCGAUCUCAUGUGAGACUUAACACAUGCCAGAGUGACUGUGAUGAUCUAAGAUUUUAAUAGAAUAUAUGGCAAUAUUAAGACUUUGGUCCUCUACAAGGUAAAAAUUUGGAUUUGCUCUUGAGGUUAAUAAUUUUAUGUAUUUUCUCUUUCUUAUUUUUGUUUAAGUUGCUUUGAAGAUGAGUUUGAUUCAGAUUGAAUGCUAAAGCAGUCAGGACACACUUAACCACACAAAACCCAGUUUUUUACUCAUUCAUGUCCAAUUACCUAUUUACCUCAUGAAUAGGUUGUGUGAAAAUGAUGAACAUGUGAAGUUGUCACUUGUCGUGAGUUGUUGAUCAGGACCACCUCUCUCUCUGGUGCUAAUUAAACCAUUGAACUUGUUAUUUGCUGAUAUCACACAUUGGUAUUUUAAAGACUGCACUUUACAAACCCUAUGCACUGUAUGUCGUGGUCUAUUGCAGCUGUUGACAAUUAUGCCCGUUACCUUCUAUUUUUGGUCUGCUACACGGAACAAAUCAUAACCUUUGAUAUACGGCAAAAUCUUAUGUAGAGAUGAGUAUAAGGAAUUUGAAAAGUUGAUCCAGCAGGACUUGCAGGAGGUCGACAAUCGUUUGGAAGAAGAAGAGUUUGAUGCAGCUGAGACGAUAGAAGAGGCAGAGUCUGUGGAACAAGGGGCUUAUAAGGAGAGAGUUGAAAGGCUGAAGAGAAAGAAAAUGGAGCUUAAGGCUGCUAGGUCAGCCACCCAUAGCAGAGGUACUCGAGUCCUGGGCAAAGAAUCUAGCACUGAUGAAUCAUCAAGUGAUGACAUUAGUGAGGAGAAUUUUGCAGUUGAUUGGAGAGCUAAACAUCUUUAAACACACUAGAUAUUUGCUGGUAGUGCUUUCUCUCCAUCCCUUGUUUGUGGUGGUCUGUGGGCCUGCAAGCAAUCACAUUUGUAUGUAUACCGAUAGGCGAACCCCAGCUUUAAUUGAUGUCUUACGGAAUUUUGCAUUCUUGUAGCAUGAGGAACUGUUCUCUAGAAGAUGUUAACUGGCUCCAAUUAGGCACUCGUAUUUGGGCAUCAACUUUCCUCGGCUGAACUUACCCAAAAAAAAAAACUUUCCUCGGCUGAACUUCGUUUUAAUGCUCAAGGACUUUCAUGAGGGGUAGCAUCCUGUUCCUGGCAGAUGUGGCGUGCAAUGCAUCAGAAU